GUCACGUCCUGCGUCAUCGCUCUGCGCUCCUGGGAGACGUGGCCUUUGCCCGGCAGCUCCAUCGAUCAUCAUGGACCAGGUAAUGCAAUUCGUGGAACCCAGCCGUCAGUUUGUGAAAGACUCCAUACGACUUGUGAAAAGAUGCACCAAGCCUGACAGGAAAGAGUUCCAGAAGAUUGCCAUGGCGACAGCGAUUGGCUUUGCCAUAAUGGGAUUUAUUGGGUUCUUUGUCAAGCUGAUCCACAUCCCAAUCAACAAUAUCAUUGUAGGCGGCUGAAUAUUCAUCAUGAAGAACAAGACGUCGUGACACUUGCUGCAAAGAUUUCACAGCUUUGUUACCUGUUUGCUAUUAAACAAGCUCAGUUUUUGGGUUUUCAAACAUGCUUCUCAUCUUAUUCCUGUUUUCAACUGUAUGCAA
Molecule: messenger RNA, 418 nt
Organism: Indicator indicator
Lineage: Eukaryota; Metazoa; Chordata; Aves; Piciformes; Indicatoridae
Gene: SEC61G
Product: SEC61 translocon subunit gamma
Exons: 4
Coding region: 71-277 (68 amino acids)
Biological process (GO): post-translational protein targeting to membrane, translocation; protein targeting
Cellular component (GO): membrane; Ssh1 translocon complex
Molecular function (GO): transmembrane protein transporter activity
Source: RefSeq, a predicted model, not a curated record